AUGUUGGCGCCAGAUGAAGAGCUUGCCCGGCUCUAUUUGAAUGCUAGGGGCGAUGUUGUUUGCCUCCCCUGGAGGAAUUUUUUAGACAGGAGGGGCCACUAUGAUGACUUCUUGAGGAGGUUGGCUCCACCAGUACGCUUUGUAGUGCCGGAGGAGGAGGUCGACCCCGAGGACCUUCUCUAUGCUGAUAGGGUUGUCCGAUAUGAAAACUCGGAUCGGGAGCAGGUGGAGGUGACCGUCGCUGUAGCUUCUCCUCCGCACCAGAGGUCUUAUGAUGCUGUACCGGAGCAUUAUGCAGCUGAGCGCCGUCGAGGCUGUAGAGGUUCCGUUUAUAGGGAGCCCCAGAUGGAGACUUCUUUGGGGCAGGAAGGACCGAGCUUGGACCUUCCGGUGGUGGUACUUAUCAGAGACAUUCUGAUGCUGAUAUGGGAGCUGCCCCUUUUAAAUUCGUUCGUGGGUUGUAGAAUUACAGCUAGUUUGUUUUUUCAGAUAGAUUCGCCCAAUUCAAUCAAGAAAUUCUUGAAGGGUUCUUUAGCAUUGGAUAUAGGAAGACUAGCAGGAGGAUAUGGAAUGGGUGCCUUCUCCUAUGUGGUACCUGUUUACAUUGCGGAAAUAUCACCUGUAAAUCUCCGAGGAGCACUUACAACAUUAAACCAGGUCAUGAUCUGUACUGGCGUCUCAGUGGCGUUUAUAAUAGGGAUAGUUUUAUCAUGGAGGACUUUAGCAUUAACUGGACUUGUUCCAUGUGCUGUUCUGCUUUUGGGUUUAUGCUUCAUUCCAGAAUCUCCAAGAUGGAUGGCGAAAAUAGGAUCUCAAAAGGAGUUUGAAGCUGCAUUUCAGAAACUUCGUGGCAAGGAUGCAGAUAUAACCCAUGAGGCUGCUGAGAUUCAAGAUUACAUAGAAGAACUCGAAAAGAUGCCCAAAGCUAAUAUGUUUGACUUGUUUCAAAAGAGGUAUCUACGUUCUGUAACGGUAACUCUUGAGAUCCCUUGGGUCAAGUGGGAAGAUGGGUGGACAUGGGAAGUGAAGGCACAAUUGAUGGAAGCUGUUGAGUGGCCUCAAAAGCACCAGGAUGCAUUCGAGCGAAUUGGAACCUGCCCACCAACAGGAGUGUUGUUGUUUGGUCCCCCCUGGAUGCAGCAAAACGCUCAUGGCCCGUCCUGUAGCUUCUGAGGCAGGACUGAAUUUUCUGGCUGUCAAGUGUCCAGAGUUAUUCAGCAAGUGGGUUGAUGAAUCUGAGAAGGCUGUUAGAUCUCUUUUUGCCAAAGCAAGAGCUAACGCGCCAUCAGUUAUAUUUUUUGAUGAAAUAGACA
Spinacia oleracea (spinach) is the source of this 1313-nucleotide messenger RNA. RefSeq lists its product as uncharacterized. The transcript is spliced from 11 exons. Gene Ontology annotation, biological process: transmembrane transport. The record is from RefSeq and is a predicted model, not a curated record. Gene Ontology annotation, molecular function: transmembrane transporter activity. Gene Ontology annotation, cellular component: membrane. The coding region runs from base 1 to 1173 and encodes 390 amino acids. NCBI's taxonomy places the organism in Eukaryota, Viridiplantae, Streptophyta, Magnoliopsida, Caryophyllales, Amaranthaceae.